Messenger RNA from Aureococcus anophagefferens, 1035 nucleotides. RefSeq lists its product as hypothetical. The transcript has 3 exons. Lineage: Eukaryota; Pelagophyceae; Pelagomonadales; Pelagomonadaceae. Bases 1 to 1035 code for a protein of 344 amino acids. The record is from RefSeq and is a predicted model, not a curated record.
AUGGCGCUGCGCAUGUGGGCGUGGGCCCUCGUCGCUGCGCGCGCCGCGGCCAUCAAGCACACCUUCGACUUCACGGAUUCGUUCAUCGACGACCACCGCGCGGGAUCGCAGACGUCGACGUUCAACUUCUCCGACUUCCGCCUGCAAACGCGCGCGCAGCCGCGCGGCGCCCGCCUCAAAGCCUCGUCGACGCGCGCCGAGGGCACGUACUGCCCGCGCGGCAUCCAGAACUUCUCGUGCCCGGCCGCGGACCGCCUCUGCGACGUCCAGGCUGAGGCUCAAAACUUCUGCGAGGGCGCCUGCCAGCAGCUCGGCGCGAAUGCCCAGCGGUGCGCGCUCUCGGUCUGGCGGGACCAUGCGGAGCAGGAGUUCCUCGUGACGCUGAACGACCCGCGACACACGUGCGCGUUCCCCGACGAGCUGGACCGCACGAAUCACUGGUUCGAGGAGGCGCGCGCCGGGGCGGAGGGGGGGCGCCGCCUCGACGCGCGCUACCUCCUCGCGCACGCGGAUUCCAGUUUGGUGACCGUCGACGUCUGGCCCGACGCGGCCACCGCGGCCCGGUUCCUGAAGAACGUGCGGGCGUCGGCGAACGCACGCAAGGUGGACGUACGCAAGGGCGACUCCGCGCUGAGGGUUGCGGAGCUCCUGCUCGCGGGGCGCGAGUUCGAUUUCAUAUACGUGGACGGCUCGCACCGGGCCACGGACGUCUUGCUCGACGUGUCGCUCGCCUGGCGCCUCCUGCGGAGCGACGGUCGGGGCGUCAUGCUGCUUGACGACUACGCGCGCGGCGAGCCCGCGCCUCCGAGCGGGCCUUUGAGUCUGGACGAGGGCGCUGACACGGGCGACGCGCGAUGCGCGCGGCGCGUGCGCGACGCGGGCGAGCUCUCCAUGACCGAGGCCAUCGACGCGGUCCUCAGCAGCGCGCCGGGCGGCGCGGAGGUGCUCUACUGCGGCUACCUUCGUGCGCAAGCGACGCGGGCCCGACCGCAUAAGACACGACCACUCGGCCAACCUCACGUGACAGCACUAUGA